AUGGACAACGCGGUGACCCUCGUGGGAUUGGCAGGGUGGGACGUCCUGUGGCAAAUGCGGGGGCUGGCUCUCUCCCGCCCGCCCCCCAUGCGACUAACCUCCCCGGCGGAGAGGGCUGAGAGGGAUAGGCAGGCCCUCAAGCUCACCAUGGGGCCCAGGCGCGGGAUCGUGGCGUGUAACGGGCGGGCGGGGCACGUCCAGUUCUACAACGUGGGCACCAACUGCCUCGAGGCUAGUGCGGAGGUUGUGAGGUUCAACAGGGACACCUCGGCCAAGAGCUGGCAAUCGGACCACCUGUCCAAGAUGCAACGCGGCAGGAGUGAUGGUGGUACCGGUGGUGCCGGUGGUGCCGGUUCUGUUGGGCCAGUGGUGGAGCACGUCGCCUUCUCUUCCGACGGCAAGAGAAUGGUGGCGGUAGCCUCCCGGGCCCAGGCGGCUUCCCCUUCGCUAUCCUUCUGGAAACACGCCAGGGGGUCAGACCCGUUCGGGUCCAACAACGGCGGCUACACGGGCAGCUACGCGGGAGCGCGCAACUCCGGCGGCGGUGGAGGCGGCGGGCGGGGAGGGGGGACCUCGGGGCACUGGGCUGCGGACACUAGCGUCGAGAACCCUCACGGGGCGGGCAACGCGGUGGCCGCCCUGGAGUAUCACCCCCGGGAGAACGUUGUCGUCACAGCCGGCAAGCAGGACGGCGGUUUCAACUUGUGGGGGCUAAGGAGAACAGACAACGCCUUGGAAUCGCUAGCCGCCGCUAAGGGCGGCGGCGGCGUUCGGGCUGAGGGAGAGGGGGAGCAGGCGGUGCACUGGGCUUGCUCGCUGUCGGUGCGGUAUAAGGAGGGCUUGGCGGCAACUGGGGUCUCCUUCAGCUCCGACGGCUCUGUCCUUGCCGUGGCCUACUCUCCCACCGAGGAGGUCAACGGGGACGGCAACAACGGCACACGCAAGGGGCAGCGGCGGCGGAAGCACAGCACCGGCCAAGGCGUUAUCACGCUGUGGUCGCUAGAGACGGCGACUCUGCUGUCGACGCUGCUGCCCCCUAGAACACAACACGUUCGUUUUGCUUCGCCCAAAACUGGCCCGCUCAAGUGCCUCGGUUUCAUCGCGGCGAGCGGGAGGAUUAUGGCGGCGGGGAGCGGGUACGCGGCCGUGUGGGACAUGGUCUCUCCGGAGCCAACACCUCUUUGGGAGUACCGGGCGCACGUCCGAGCGGCCGCUACAGCCGACCCUCGCUCGGUCGUCCGCUGCGGGAAGGCCGGCGUUUCUGUGGAGGGGAGAGGCGUGGGAGACGUGGCGUUGUGUGUUGAUGCCGCUAGCCUUGGAGGGGAAGGGGACGGGCCCAAGCGCGGUUCGGUAGUGCUUCUACUCAACUCCGGCGACCCAACCCCGCUCCACACCUGGAGGCUGCCGGGCGACACGCCGACGAGCAUGCGGCUGCUGCUUGGCAGCGGCGGGGGGCGGGAAGGCGUGCUCUGCCUCACGCAGAGGGGCGAGUUGCUUAUGCUCUCGGUGGCCGGGGCACCGUCGACUGCGGCGGGGAGGGGGGAAGCGUCGGUUCCGCGGCCGCGACAGCAGCAGGUUGCCAGCGGCGUGGGAGUUCUCCGGAUGAAGCACGGCGCCUCUGCCCCGGCCCUGCACCUCUCUGCCGCGUCCAAGAGAGCGCUGUUGGCGGUCGAUCUCGCCGCUUCCGACCCCGCAUUGGCAUCGGGCGGCGGGGGGAAACGCCUGAGGGUUUCUACAGCUACAGCAGGAGGUGACGACGGCGAGGAGGAGGAGGAGGGGCCUGAUGUUGGUCACGCUGGAGGGCGGGAGGCCCUGCUCCGCUCCGGGCAGCGAGUUUCCGACAUCCUCGACCCGUCCACUAUCAACCUCGCCCCAGUCCCCGACAUGUACCAGGCCUUCAUGAGCACGCUGGUCAAACCCGCCCCGCUCCAGCAGCAGCAAAAGAGCCGAAUGGGUGGGGCGCCUUUUGACAAUACCCUUGCCGGAGGUGCUGGUAGCAAGCCGUCGAAGGGGAGGGGGAGGGGGCACCGCGGUGGAGACAAGGGCCUGGUGACCCCCCCCUCCGUGGUGGAAGAGGGGCUGCUAUCGAUGCUUGCGAAGAAGCUGAAGACGUAGUUUGGUGAGGGCGACGUGGACGAAAUGAUCGACCCCCUUUCGCCCCUCACGCGUUCAUGCGUCAUAUCAGCAUCGAAACGGUGGUGUUGUACGCGCAAAGCACCUCCCAUUUUGCUUUACCCUUGGGUUCAUCAACCUUUCGUCCUGUUCUAAAUGAUCAACUUCUUUUCUUAAGCGU
Messenger RNA from Ectocarpus siliculosus, 2293 nucleotides. The record is from the annotation of a GenBank genome assembly. Lineage: Eukaryota; Phaeophyceae; Ectocarpales; Ectocarpaceae.